AUGACGACCACGAGAAAUCGACUGCGAAUACUUUGUCUUCAUGGGUAUCGCCAGAACGACGUGCUGUUUCGCGAGAAAACCGGCAGUUUGAGGAAACAGUUCAAGAAGUAUGCCGAUUUCGAGUUCAUCAGCGCUCCGUUGGUGCCAAAUGUUGAAGCCGAAGAGCGAGGAGAUGUUCGAAGCUGGUGGUUCUCACGUGAAAACGACCAGUUCAGUUCACGGGACGUGUGCUCCAUAGCCACCGGAUUCGAGAAGUCAGUGUCGGUAGUAGGCGAAUACGUGCGCGCGAAUGGUCCUUUCGACGGGAUACUUGGAUUCAGUCAAGGAGCGUCAAUGGCUCAUCUAUUGCUGGCUAUGGAGAAAAAUGGCGAAAUCAAGCUAGGCUUCCGCUUUGCUAUAUUGUUUGCUGGAUUCUUAAGUUUGUCAUCAGUUCACAAUUGCUAUACAUGUCAGACAUUAGAUAUUCCUUCACUACAUAUCUAUGGUUCUAGCGAUCAAAUAGUAAUAGCCGCCACCAGUGAAGAACUGAAAUCGAUGUUUACCAGCAGUAUAGCAAUUGUUCAUGAUGGAGGGCAUUUCAUUCCCUCCAUGUCAAAGUAUAGGGACAUUUUUAGUGAAUUUCUAGAAAGAUUUAAAUGUAUCGUUAAUAUGGGGAAUUGUAUUAGCGAGGACGCACAAAAAGGGCACAAGGACUUCUUGAAAAGCGUGAAAUCGGAUCCAGAGAAGCAAGUUACUUCUUUCAGAGUUUAUUUGCAUAGAAGAAACAAGUUCAUCCAUGCGUGGUUGCGAAUUUCGGCUGAUGAUGUGACACUAGAACGAUCUAAAACUGAUGUAGUGGUCUGGCCGUUGCAGUACCUUCGACGAUACGGUUACACAUCGGCUGGUAUGUUUAUUAGUACUACCACGUUCAUGUUUCCUAUCAUCGUUAUUAUCCAUACUGAGUGUUCUUUUUCGAAAGUGGCCGGCGAUGUCCCACAGGAGAAGGUCUUCAUACAUUCCAAAGUCACAACGCUGACGCAAUAUUUCAACUUGUUCAAUCGCGAAUUCAAGAUAACGCCAACACUCAUCAUGCCGAAACAAUGCGACGAAACGAAAGAGCUCGGAGUAGUGGGCCCACAAUGGGAACAGGGGUGCAGGGGUUGGGUCGGAAUAUCUAGCGCAACCAAGCUGGCUACAAUUCCUAUCAUCGCGGAUCGGCUUCAGCGGCUUCGUAAUGUCGUAAUUCCUCCACCACCACGGCCAAGAAGCGUUGGCGAAACUGAAGCUCCUUGCUUGCCUCCUGAUAGUUUUCAUCCCCAUCGCCACAACACUUUUGUUGACCAACGCAUCGUUGGGAACAUCGUUUCGGAGAGCACAAAUCCGUCAGCCGUAGACGAUGCAGCGCGAAGAGCAUGUUCUACGACCAGCCAGAUCAUCACAGUGGAGUAUUUUCUGUUCCUUAGUGAAACUAUUUCCCGCCGCAGAGGUCCUUCAAAUGAUGCCUCCUUCUCCGCCGAGAUCUCAUGCACUUUCCACAUCAAGCAGUCAAGGAAGUCUUCCAGGCACUCCUACACGCACUGUUUUUUUUCCCAUUGCGAUGCGGGCUCGACCAAUGUGCUCUGCUACACGAAGCCCAUUUCCCCACCUGUGGUGACACCAGGUGGUGACAGUUUGUUGGCAGUCGAGGCAUCUCAACACAUCGGCAGAUAUGUUAAUAUCACGGAAGCUGGUGGUCGGCCUCUGCUGGAACGAGAUGGCACCAGUUCCCCUCGCCCACUUAACUAUGCAGAAGUUGGUGUAGGCUCUGAGCCGGAAAGAGUUCCGAGCAGGUGUCUUCUUCUGUUGGUCCAACGUACUCGAUACUUCGAAAUGGUGCAGCUGAAGCUAUACAUUGGAUUGAUGCCUGAACAACACAAGCUUCAAUGCAGCCCCCGAAUGAGAAUGCGUAGACGUAAUGCCUACCCGGGACCAUUGAAUAAGAUACUCGCGAAGUUGGUGGACGAGUGUUCUUUUUCGAAAGUGGCCGGCGAUGUCCCACAGGAGAAGGUCUUCAUACAUUCCAAAGUCACAACGCUGACGCAAUAUUUCAACUUGUUCAAUCGCGAAUUCAAGAUAACGCCAAUACUCAUCAUGCCGAAACAAUGCGACGAAACGAAAGAGCUCGGAGUAGUGGGCCCACAAUGGGAACAGGGGUUUCUUUACGCUGUAUCAAUCCCAUUCAAAGAUACGGGAGCGAAG
This is a messenger RNA of Ostertagia ostertagi, 2217 nucleotides long. The record is from the annotation of a GenBank genome assembly. NCBI's taxonomy places the organism in Eukaryota, Metazoa, Nematoda, Chromadorea, Rhabditida, Trichostrongylidae.